This is a messenger RNA of Puntigrus tetrazona (Sumatra barb), 5829 nucleotides long. It is a transcript of the gene evpla, whose product is annotated as envoplakin a. The transcript has 21 exons. The coding region runs from base 1 to 5829 and encodes 1942 amino acids. Gene Ontology annotation, biological process: intermediate filament cytoskeleton organization; wound healing. Gene Ontology annotation, molecular function: structural molecule activity; cadherin binding. NCBI's taxonomy places the organism in Eukaryota, Metazoa, Chordata, Actinopteri, Cypriniformes, Cyprinidae. Gene Ontology annotation, cellular component: membrane; cytoplasm; intermediate filament. The record is from RefSeq and is a predicted model, not a curated record.
AUGACUCUGAUUGAUUUGGUGCUCUACAAAUCACAGGUGAGUAGCCUGGCUUUGCUGAUUGCACGCAUGCAGAAGAAUGCAGACACUGUUGAGAAAGAUGUACUGCGAGCAGAAGAGCUGCUACUCAUAGAUGCUGACAAUGAGAAGAAUAACAGGAAAUUACAACAUCAGAAGGAAACAGCAGACCUCUUAGGCCGGGCAGAGGGGCUUCUAAAAGAUCUGUUCCUGGAUAUGGACAAAGCCAAGAAAAUGAAACACCCUCAGGCUGGAGAAAUUGAGAACGAUGUCAGUCGUCUUCACGAGCGUUGGCUUAAAGACUGCUCCCUUUACCGAGAGCUGUAUGAGCCUCUGAAUGAGGUGGAACUGCAGCCAAGAAUUAACUGGUCUCUGGUGCUGAACCAAAAACAGAAGGAGGCAAGCAAAGAGGAGUAUGGUCCUACUCUUGCUGACCUGAAGAAACAGAUUGCAGCUCAUAACAUCCUUCAUAAGGAGAUUGAGUCUUACAACAACCAGCUAAGCCCUGGAUCAACCAGCUCCCAGGAGGAAUAUGCUGCCAUUAAGAAGCAAUAUGCUAACCUACUGGAUAACUCAAAAUGGAGACGUCACUAUCUCAACAGCCUGUACGAUUACAUGCAAGACUGUGAGAAGGAGGUGGCAUACAUGAGAGAGGAGCAGAACAAGAUCCUUAGACAGGACUGGAGUGAUCAGAUGGCUGACCAUGCUGACAUCCGCAGACAGUAUGAGAUCUUUAAGAAUAACAGCCUGCUGUCCCACGAAAGUGAGGUCAACAAAUUACAGGAUGAUGGAGAUCGACUGGUCGAGCUGAAACAUCCUGCUGCCAGCACUGUUCAGGCCCAGAGAGACACUGUCAGGAAUGAAUGGCAGAAGUUUCUGAAUCUUUGCAUCUGUCAGGAAACACAUCUAGACAAUAUAGAGGAGUACAAAAGGUACCAACUGGAUGCAGAUACCUUGUCAGAGUCUUUAUCUAAGCUUGGCUCCACUGUUGAUGCCAAAGCACUCAAUGGCAAAACCAGCACUGAAAUUCAGAUGCAGCUUGAGGCUGAGGAAAGGCCUCUACAGCGCAACGAGCAGCUGCUAGCUGACCUGAGAAAACGAAGCACCUCUAUCUCACCACUAAAGCUUCGACACACUCCUCCAAGCAAAACUACCACGGUUGAGUCUCUGUGUGACUGGAAGACUCCUAAGGCUUCACUGAACAGAGGAGAGCUGUUUAAUCUGAAGUCCAACACAGACAAUGAUAACUGGGAGGUUCAGUCCAACGAUGGAACGAUCAAAAAAUUUCCUGGAGUUUGCUUUAUGAUUCCUCCACCUGAUCCUGAUGCCAUCAACAGAGUUGACCUGCUAGGCACAGAGUUGGAAGAUCUAAAGAAAAGGCGGGCUGCUUUGAGAACUUCACUGAACAAUCAACCAUCAAAGGCCUCUGUUUCACAGGCUCCAGUUCCUGCUCCAAGAGCCGAGGAGAACUCCAAAGCUGCAGAGCUAGCUAGCCGCCUAAACAAAAUGGAUAAAGAUCUAGCUCAAGUUGAGAAGGAUACUCUGAGCAGUCUAAGGGCUCCACUGAACCGCACGGAUCCUGCCACAGACCUCAAUAAACGCUUGCAGGAGCAAGAGAGAACAACUGCAGCUCUCCAGCAGUUGGAAAAACAGAGGGCUGCAGCCCAAAAGGACCUGGAACCUCUACUUUCAAAUGAUACUAAUGGGCCAACCUCUUCCACUCUACCUCAAAAACUCAGUGAUGCCAAAAACAAACAAGACAGUCUAGCUGCUCUCGUUGAUCUUUACAGAAAGAAAGCAAAUGCUUCUAUGGUGUUGGAGAGACAGCUGAGGAAAAUGGACAGCACUGUCUCAGGAUUUGAGAAACAGCUAAGUGAUGAUGGUGCCAUCCCAGACAAAAGUACUGCCCUUCAAAGCCGUACACAGGAAAUUCAGGGUUUGAGAAAAGAUGUUGCUGGAGCACAAAGUGAGAUGCAAAAGCUUAGCGAGGACCUCGAGGCACUUAAGAAGUUAUGCAGUUCACUUCAACAGGGUUACCAGGAGUACUGUCCUGAUAUACGCAGACAGGAAGCAGAAGUGAAGAAUCUUCAAAGCCGAUAUGCCAAUGUGAGCAACCAGCUGAAUGAAAGAGAGAGGCUUUUGCAAGAGGCUAACACAAAACACCAGGACUUCCAGAAUGCGAGCCAAUCACUAAACUCCUUCUUACAUAAUCUACCUAACAACAAGAUUAACCCCACGGAUGAUUUAUCUCAAGUCAAUGCAAAACAGAACUCUCAAAAGAGGGUAAUGGAGGACAUACAGAGGAAAGGCGAUGAUAUGGACAGGGUGGCUGAUCUCUCCAAGGAUCUUCAGAAUUCUCUCAAAGAAUAUGAGAUGAAUUGUGUCAAGUACAAUGCUACUCUUCAUGACAUACCUGCGAUAGAUGCUAAAAGGCUUCACACCUCCACCCUAGCUAGCUCUGUUGCAAAACAGAAUGUGGUAAAAGUAAAUGCUGUACAACAACAACAGAUGCAACAAAAAGCCGCUGAGGACACUGAAGUUCUCCAGAAAGAAUUAAAGGAGGAAAUUGCAAAACGUUCCAAUGUAGAAAAUAACCUGAUCACCAUCAAGAACAGAUAUUUAUCUUUGAAGAAUCGAAGAGGAGUAGAGCGGGUAGAGGAGAAAGAGGUUCUGCAGUAUUACCGUGAUCCAAAGCUUGCAGCCAAUGUGGAGGACUUUCAAAAAAAAAUUCACGAAGAAGCACUGAAACGCACAAAAACACAGAGUGAGAUUGAGGUUCUGUCCAGAAAGAUCAAUAGCCUAGAAAGUGAACUUAAGAACACCAAGCCCAAGCUAGUGACAAGAGAAGUGACUGAGGUAGAGAAAGACCCUCAGUUGGAUUUAGAAGCAUCAAACAUUCGAGAAAACAUAAGCAAACUGAGAAGUGAACUUAAAGUUAAAGAUCAAGAGAAGUCUCGCCUACAAACAGAGAUAACAAUUUUGGAGCAAAAGAAGCAAAACAUAAAAGAGAGGGUGGUACAAAAAGAAGUUGUAAGACUGGAAAAAGAUCCAGAAAUGUUGAAGUCAGUUAGAACAUUUGAGAUGGCUAUCUCAGAUGAAGGUGAGAGGAGUAAAUCACUGAAAAGUGAAAUCUCCCAAACCAGGAGUCAAAUCAAUACACUUGAGAGGCUCAUUCCAACUUUAGAGCCAAAAGUUGUCACCAAGGAAGUGAAAAGGAUUGAGCAGGACCCUGCACUCAUAAGUGAGUCUAAAAAUCUUCUGACUACAAUAGAUGAAGUGAGAAAUGAGAACAGAAUUCUUGUUACUGAGCUUAGCAACCUUCAGUCACAACAUAUACAAAUACAAAGGAUGAAGCCCAAAGUGGAAGUCAAAGAAGUAAUUAAUGAGAACUUCAGGGUGUCACCUGAGACAGAGGCAGAGAUGCAUCGCUUGAGAAGGGAGCUCCAAGACAAUAGCAGACAGUUCUCAGAUUUUGACAGACAAAUUAGUGUUGUCAACACCGAGCUGGGAGUGCUGUAUGCACAGAAACCCAAAAUUGAGUAUAAGGAAGUAGUUCAGGAGGUUGUAAAAGAGGAAAGAAGUCCAGAGAAUGUAAGAGAAAUACAGAGGUUGUCUGAUCAAGUAUAUUCCCUGCAAAAAACCUACAAUACUUUGCAAGAUCAGCUUAUCCGUCUUAGAAAAGACAGGGAUGAAUGGAAGGCAGAAAAGUCAAAAGUUGAGACCAAGAUUGUCACUAAAGAUGUCACUAAGUAUGUUGAUGACCCACUUCUGGAGAAGGAGGCAGAUCGUCUAAGAAGAGAGGUCCGUGAAGAAACUCAGAGGCGCAGAACUACAGAGGAAAUGGUGUUUGACCUUCAGAAUAAAUACAUUCAGCUUGAGAGACAAAAACCAGAAGAAAAAGUAGUAGUACAAGAGGUAGUACGUCUACAAAAAGAUCCAAGGCAAAUCCUUGAUCAUGACAGGCUAGGUAGGAGUCUGGAUGAAGAAGUGAAGAAUCGGAGAAAACUGGAGCUUGAGGUACAGCAGAUGAGAGCACUCAUAGAGGACAAGGAGAUAGCCAUCAGGAACAGUGAUGAAAGGCAAAGAAAGAUCCAGGUGGAAACUGAGCUGAGACAAAUUAAAUCCAGAAUCCAUGAGCUAGAAACUGCCCCACCUCCCAUAGAAGAGAACAUAGUCAUAGAGGAAGUUCUGAAAGUUGAGAGGGAUCCAAAACUAGAUAAACUGACCAAUGGUCUUCGAACAGACAUGGAUAAGGAGAGCAGUGACAUUAUGCGUUUAGAGAGAGACAUCAGGAAAUUGACACUGGAGAUAGAAAUCUUGCAGCGAGAGAAGUCGGUUGAGAAGACCAUCUAUAAAGACGUUGUUCGUGUAGAGAAAGAUCAGGCUGUGGAAGCAGAACGGUCUCACCUUAGAGAACAAUUACUUCAGAAGAAAAAUGGCAGACGAGACAUUGAGGAUGAAAUUCACCGUCUAAAUGAAAAACUGCAGCGACAAGCAAGUAAAAGAACUACCACAUCUCUGGAGGAGACCAACCUGAUUCAUGACAAGGACAAGCUGCAAAGAGAAAAAGAAAACCUCCAGAGAGAGCUGAGAACUUUGGAAUCUGAAAAUCAAAACAUCAGCAUCUCAUUCCACCAGCAGUCUAGGUUGAUGAGUGAAAGAAAUCAAAUGAACAGACAAAGAAGCAUUAAAAUGGAAUCAGAUGUUCAGAGGCUGGAAAGGGACAUACUGGAUGAGAAGGACAAAAUUUAUAAACGAGAUAACAUAAUCAGGGAGCUAAAGAACAGUUUGAAGAAGGAGGAUUCCUCAGAGACUCGAACUAAAGAAGUCAACGUGUCUACAAAGAUCAGCAUCUUGGACCCUAACACUGGUAAAGACAUGUCACCAUAUGAUGCUUACAUGCAGGGCUUCAUUGAUCGCAGCCAAUACAUACAAUUACAGGAACUAGAGUGUGACUGGGAGGAAAUUACCACAAUGGGACGUGAUGGUGAGAUAUCUGUUUUGCAAGAUCGGAAAAGUGGCAAACAGUACUCCAUCAAAAAUGCACUAAAAGAAGGCAGGGUGACUAAAUACCAACUACAGCAGUACAAGGAUGGCAAAAUGCCAAUCUCAGAGUUUGCUCUUCUUGUGGCUGGUGAAACAAAAUCUCAGCCAUACACCCCAGUUACCAGUCAACAAACUCAACAGCUUAAUGAAGAGUUCCCCAUUUGUGGUCUGUAUGAUGUACAUACUGAUUCAAGUCUUAAUGUCCGCAGUGCCAUGGAAAGAAAGAUGAUUGACACCAAUACCGCCCAAAAACUGCUUGAAGCACAAGCAGCCACUGGUGGCAUUGUGGACAUCAGCAACAGCACAAGAUAUUCUGUCCACAAAGCAGCUGAUCGAGGUCUUAUUGAGUCCAGUCAACUACAACGGUUAUUAAAUGCUCAGAAGGCUUUCACUGGAGUUGAGGACCCAAUGACCAAAGAACGUUUGUCAGUUGGAGAGGCUGUACAGAAAGGAUGGAUGCCCAAAGAAAAUGCCAUGAGAUACAUGGAGGCACAAUUUCUGACAGGCGGCUUGGUGAACCCUAACAAAGCAGGAAGAGUUAACAUUGUGGAUGCUGUCAGCUCCAAGAUGAUUGACAGCACAAUGGUGAGAGAGCUUCAGGAAGAGAUCAACUAUGCAAAGGAGUUGACUGACCCCAUCACAAAGGAGAAGAUCAACUACAAGCAGGCUUUGGCUCGUUGUAAGACAGACCCGCUAUCGGGUCUUCCAUUGCUUCCUGCUUCCUCAAAAGAUUCUGCCUAUUCUUCCUCAUAUUUUAGUCAUAAAUAA